CGAAAUAAUCAGAAUUGGAGAAUACAAGCACUGGAGAAAAGUUGAGGAGAAGCAACAAUCGUCCAGAGUGAAAUGCGAGAGAGCCGAUGAUGGGGAUCACAACACUGCUUACACUUUUAGUGCUCCCAACUGCAAUUACUCUUACAACACAAGAUUUGGUGACACUACACGUGAGUCCCGAGGUUACUGCAGAGUGCGACGAGCAGGUUAAUCUAACCUGCCAUGUGUCACCUGUGGAUGGGCUGUCAAUCAAACAAAUGGUUUGGUCCCAAAACAAACCUUUAUGUUCUGUAAACAGUGAAGGAAAAAUCAUCAAAAACCCCAAUUAUACACUAAGUGGCUUUGAUUGUGAGUACAAAGAAGGACAACUGUCCCUUAUUUUUCAUAAAGUGCAGCCACUGGAGAUUGGACGUUACAUGUGCAAGCUGCACUCUGACAGGGGAGUUAAACAUGGAUCUACAGAUGUGAAGUUACAAGAGUGCAAUGUUACUGCUACAGGUGAUAUGACCAGUGACCGCCCUUCCUGCACAUUCAGUCAUGUUUACCCAGACGGUGAUGUACACUGGUUUCACGACUCUCGCAGGCUCUCAGGGACCAACACUACUAAACAAGUGGAGGACAGUGGUUACCUGACCAUCAGAAGUCACCUGGAGUUGAAAGGUUUGGAGGCGCCCUUCUACUGCUGCUUGAAGAGCACCAAAUCUGGCAGAUACAUUGCAGGCACUUUGGUGGUGAAUCGUCAGUCUAAAGUCAGGAGUGGAGCUGAGUCACAGGGAGCUUUGAGGACAAUUUUGUAUAUUACAAUCUCACUUCUUGCCUCACUGACAUAAUGUGUCCACAUCAUGGAUUGUGAUAAGACAUCAGUGAUGAUUUAUAUUCAUUAACUAUUAGGUACUGAGAUUUGAGUCCAGGGCCUCACUUCAGUUAAGUGAGUCAUCUUGCAUGGUCCAAUGGUUUAUUAUAUACUUCCUACUUCCUUUUAGCUUGAAAUGCAUAAGGAAAUUAUACACUGUGAUAACAAGGGAGCACACAAUCACUAUGCUGUAUAAACAUAUCAUUGUUAUUUUGCUUUGAUAGAGAGCCAUGGACCGGGGUAGGGUAUA
Molecule: messenger RNA, 1103 nt
Organism: Scomber scombrus (Atlantic mackerel)
Lineage: Eukaryota; Metazoa; Chordata; Actinopteri; Scombriformes; Scombridae
Exons: 4
Coding region: 87-830 (247 amino acids)
Biological process (GO): negative regulation of T cell proliferation; T cell costimulation; cellular response to lipopolysaccharide
Cellular component (GO): external side of plasma membrane
Source: RefSeq, a predicted model, not a curated record